GCAGCGCCGGGAGAAGGCCAUUCAUUGGCGCCCGGGCAGCUAUCAUGGCCGACUACGGCCGCUGGACGACGUCCAGCUCCGCCAUCGGCGCCUAUUGGAGGAAGAAAGAACGACAGCAAAAACUGGAGGCCCAGCGCCGGCGCCAGCGCGCGCGCGAGGUGCUCGCGCACCAGGCCAAUAAAGAGUAUUUCGAUAGCAAUGUGCUUCAAAGACCCAUGGGCCUGACGACGACGAAGAAGGGGGCGCAGCGCGAGGCGUUCGCGGCCGCGUACGGCACGGAGCACGAAGGGAGAGACACGCACUCCGAUUUGGUGAAUGUGAAGGCUGGCAUCACUACCACGGCCGAGAAAGCGGCGCGCGAGGCGUUCGCCGCAGCGUAUGGCACGGAGCAUGAAGGCAAGGACACUCAUUCCGAUUUAGUGAAUGUCAAGGCCGGCAUCACGACGACGAAGGAAAAGGCUGCCAGGGAGGCCUUCGCGGCAGCAUACGGCGACGAGCAUGAGGGCAAGGACACGCAUUCGGACCUUGUCAACGUCAAAGCUGGGAUCACGACGACGGCCGCGAAGGCCGCGCGGGAAGGCUUCGAGGGGGCGUACGGGAAUGAGUGGGAGGGCGAGGACACGCGGUCGAAUAUCGUCCGGGCGAAGGGAGGAUUUACGACGACCGAGGCGGCGGCGGCGCGCGAAGGAUUCGCUGCCGCGUACGGUAAUGAGUGGGAGGGCCGCGAUUCGCUCGACAACCUCGGGGCAGGCUUGAUUCCGGACGCGGGCGCGGGCCGCGACGAGGUGCCCAACGUCUACGGGUCGGCGCACGAGGGCCGCGACGCUAAGGACAAUCUACAAGUCGGAAGCUUGGUUCCCGAUGCCGGCGCCGGCGCGGGAAUAGGUUUCGAGGGAGCCUAUGGCUCGGAGUGGGAAGGCAGGGAUUCGCUGGACAACUUACAGACGGGUAGCCUCAUGCCCGACAAAGGUGCUUCUCGGAGGGAGGGGUACGAGGGCGCGUACGGCACGGAGUGGGAGGGCCGCGACGCGAAGGACAACAUCGCCGUCGGCAGUCUACGUCCGGACGCCGGUGCCGGCCAGCGCGAGGGCUUCGCCGCGGCCUACGGCGCGGCCCACGAGGGCUGGGACGCGCGCGAGUCUGGCUAGCUCGCGCGGGGACUGACUGGGGUCGGUUCGUUCGCAAGUUCCUAAAUAGUCCUACUCGCCUG
This is a messenger RNA of Pelagomonas calceolata, 1210 nucleotides long. NCBI's taxonomy places the organism in Eukaryota, Pelagophyceae, Pelagomonadales, Pelagomonadaceae. The record is from the annotation of a GenBank genome assembly.